Molecule: messenger RNA, 3291 nt
Organism: Cuscuta campestris
Lineage: Eukaryota; Viridiplantae; Streptophyta; Magnoliopsida; Solanales; Convolvulaceae
Source: the annotation of a GenBank genome assembly
UUCCCCCCCCCCCAUUUCGAGUUGCAAUUUGCCUUCAAUUUAUAGGAUAGUAGGAGCAAGGAGCCUUUAAUUUCUUCCCGUUGAGAAUUGAUUGUUGCGAAUCAAACGGAAGAACGUUGGAGCAUCCGCGCUGGUUUAACACGAAGAGGAAGAAGUCGUAGACUUCAAUCCUCAAUUCUUUUUUUUUUUCGUUCUUGCGUAAAUCUUUAAGAGGACAAGGCCUGGACUUCUUUAUUUGAUGAUGGGUUUGGGCUCUAGCCAAAAUCAAUAUCUUCUUUCCAAACUUGAACUGCAUUUUGGCCUUUUGCUGCACUUUCUCCACAAAUAAGAUAUCUGAUAAUUUGGGUUAGGAAAAAUAAAAUAAAAAUAAAAAAAAUGUAAAAAAAUGAUUAAAAUCUACUAUUUUUUGAAAGAAAAUAAAAAGAAUGUAAAAAUAAGAAUUAAAAUAAAACUAAGCUAAACAACUAAAAAUUAAAUACUAAAAUUAUUAAAAAUACCUAAAAAAGAAUAAAAAGAACUAACCCAAAAACGACUUAUCAAAUACCCCCACACUUAAGACUUGAACGUCCUCGUUCAAAAGACCAAAAAGAAACCAUUUGAAUCUUUUCUAUCAUCAUUAAGAAAAACAAAGUGCACCUUAUAAACCCACACUUAAAACUUUAUGCCCAUAGCAUUUUAAAAACAGAAUGAGCUAGAAAUCCUACAAGGAUGGAAAACUAAGGUGUGGAUUUUUUGGGUUCUAAUAAAUGCUCUAAAGCUGCUACAAAAAAGUUUCCUAGCGGAAUCCUAUGGUUUAAACGGCUCAAUAGCAGCGGUAGCAAUGUUUAUCAAUAAGCCUAAAAAUAUAAAAAUCACUCAAUUUUCUAAAAAUAAAAGGCUCCUAAAACUGGUUUCUCUCUCUUUUUUUUCAGAUUUUAAUAUCAAGCAAUGGUUGAUUAGGCAGCAUCUAGAUAAUAUGUGGAUGGCCAGUUCUAGAAAACAAAAUUCUAUGGGAUUCCUAGAAGGAUUUCAAACAUUUUAAGGUCAUUUUUUACCAAGAAAAGAGCAUAAGACUCAAUGCGAGUUUAUAAAAUAUACACUUGCUAUCUUUCAGAAUAAAGCCCCAAGAAAAACAAUGAGGUUUUUGCGCCAAAUUUUGAAAACAAUGCUCUAAAUAAGGAGAUAUUCAACAAAGAAUGACAAAAUAUUUGGACCCAAAACCUAUUUUUUGAAAAAAAAUUUGCCCCAAAAGUUUUUUUAAGCAAUGACACAAGCAUGAGCAACUCCCCCCACACUUAAAAUUUGCAUAGUCCUCGAUGCAUCUAUAUGGUAUGCAAAUAUUAAGCAAGCACGGACUUAGCAAAGAGAGAAGGGGAGAGGGGAAUUCAACAAAAAAAAGUAUACGCGGCAUCAGCUCAUCACUUUUCUCGUUCCUUAUCAUGCUUUUGUUGGACCUAAAAAAUCUGCAAAAAGAAGGCUAAGACCAAGUCUUUUAGCUUUGAAGAGAUAAAAAAUCAGAUUUAAAGAAAUGCAGAUCUCAAGCUUCAAGUCAGGUUCUGGAAACAAAUUCUUGUGCCUUUUUGCACUUUUUAAAACAAAAUGCUGCAUAUGAGAAGGUAAAGUUAUGAUAUCUACUUCCAAAGCAGCUCAUAUGCAUCGAUUAAACAUCAAAAUUUAGUAAAUUUGCAUCUUAUGAACUCAAAACCCAGCUUGAACACCAAGAAAAGAGUGCAGAUUUUUUAUAUUUCAGCACGUAUAAGCUGUAAAAAGUGUAAAAUUUGCAUUUUGCACUCAAAAAAUCAGCUUACAAGUCCAAAAAUAACUUUUCAAAAUGCAGAACUUUUCAUUAGUAUCCAAAAAUCAGCUGUAAACAAUGCAUAUAUCUCAACUUUCAGCUUAAAGGAUAGGCUAUUCACUUGUGCAAAAAAGUAUGACUUUAUAGUGCAACUUCUCAUUGUGCAAGUUGUAAUAUCAGAACCCAAUCUUUGAACACAAAAAGGAUAAGGAAACUGAAGCUUAAACCUGGGGCAGUUGGAGGCUAGAGCUACUGAUUUGGAUCAGAUUUCACACCUGUUUGUGCAGAUUUUUACUCCAAAGGGCAUGCUUCUACCUAUGACUUAAUAGAUCUUGAAUAUUCACUCAAAUAAAUGGUUAGAAGCAUACAUGUAGCAAAAUUGACCAUUAAAAAAUAGCUAAAGCAGCAAUAUUUCUGAACUCCUGAUGAUGAAUUUUUAGAACCUAAGUUUUCUGCAUUUUUGCACUUUGGCAUCAAAACUUAGCAUAUAAGGGUCAAAUUCAGAGUGCAAAAACAAGCUAAAUACCUCUAAGUCAGUUCCUAUGCCUGUAUUUAACAAUUAAAGAACAUAAUUCAGCAAGUAGGCAUCUUAGGAACUCAAAUUCAGCAUGAAAAUCAAGAAAAGAUGUUGCAGAUUUUUUUAAUAAAAAUGGCAGUGUAGGUCUAAAGUUCAACAAAUUCGGCUUCUAAACCUCAAAAAUCAGCAUAUCAACAUCAUCUCAUGCUUCUAGAUAUUGCCCCUAAGCAAGAUAUAUCAAUAAUAAUUCAUAUUUGAAGCAAAGGAGUACCCCAAGGGACAAAAAUCAGCACACAUGCUAAGUAAAAAGUGCAGAAUUUAGAAAAAUCAGCAACUUUAAAUCAAAGUACUUGCAAAUUCAGCUUCAAGUGCAUCUAAAUCAGCCUAUGGAGCAUGUAUCAACAAAAACCAACAAGCAAAAUGCAUAAAAUAAUGUUCAAAAUGCAUAUUUUCCAAGAAACGGUACCGGAAUCUCACAAAAUAGCAUAUUGACAAUCAAAGUUAAGCACAAAUGCAAACAAAGUUGUUGAUUUCAGUUUGCUCUCCUAUGCAUACCACACCUAACCUCAAUGCUAUGCCUUUAACAUAUGAAAUGAUUUUGCACAAAAAAGUUUGAGGCAUGCAUUCUCAAACAAACACAAAAAGAACAUACGUACAUCAUAAAUUGAUUUUAUACAAAACUUUCCCCGGCAACGGCGCCAAAAUUUGUUGGGGACUUGUCGUGCGGUCCAAAACAAAUUAAAAAAUUAUAAAAUAUCCUUAACUAACCCCCAAAAUAUAAUCAAAUAAAAACUAUAGCUAGGGCAAGUAAGGGUCGAUCCCACGGAGAAAGUUUGUACUUUUUAAAAUCAAAUUAGCAUGCAAACACAUUGUCACUAAAAUAAAACAAACUAACUACUACACAUAUGAUAAGACGUAUAAAACUUAUAAUAAAACUUAUAACUAAAAACAUAUAAAAACUUAUAAAUAUAACUUUUAUAAACAAAUUAGACUUAUAGAU